Rubroshorea leprosula is the source of this 2170-nucleotide messenger RNA. The record is from the annotation of a GenBank genome assembly. Lineage: Eukaryota; Viridiplantae; Streptophyta; Magnoliopsida; Malvales; Dipterocarpaceae.
GCAAGCCAAAACGUUACAGAGACAACUGUAGAUAAAUCAUGAGUUAGCUCUCCAUUUUUGGCGCCAACAUGGCAGAACACGGCGUCUCUAGUAUGACUAGUAAACCGGUGGUUUUAGUGGACUUUGAGGCGGAGGUUUCACAGAGGUUGAUUGAUGCUCUGCAUCACGACGACGAGAAGCUGGCGCUGGAAUGUCUGGCAGAUCGGUUCGUCGACGUGAAUUUCAUCGGAACGUGCGGAGUAGAUGUCAACGCAACUCAUAGGGUUCUGCUUCGUUCUUUAAAGCCUUCUCUUUAUACCGAUGUUGAUUGUACUGCAUUGGCUGCUGCUGUUGUCAACAGACACAUUUCUGUUGUUAAAUUGCUAUUAGAGGCUGAAAUCAAGAUGGAUCAAAAGGUGAAAUUGGGAGCAUGGAGUUGGGACAUUGACACAGGGGAAGAAUUUAGGGUAGGUGCAGGACUAGCAGAGGCCUACCCUAUCACCUGGUCCGCAGUGGAGUAUUAUGAAGGCAGCGGUGCCAUCGUGCGGAUGCUCCUCCAACACCUCUCCCCCAAUGCCCUUCAUGGCGGGAGGACUGUCCUCCACCAUGCCAUCUUAUGCAACAAUGCUAGAGCUGUAGAAGUUCUUUUGAAUAAUGGUGCUGAUGUAGAAUGUCCGAGUAGUACCACUUCCAAAAUAGGGCUCCACCCUGUUCAUUUGGCUGCGCGGCUUGGAUUUGCUAAUGUUCUUCACUGCCUGAUUGUAGCCGGCUCUAAUCUCAAUUCCCAGUCAGCAACAGGAGAAACUGCCUUGAUGAUUAGUGCUAGACACAAGCAUGAGGAAUGCUUCAAAGCUCUGGCCUUGAAGGGGGCUGAUUUUGGAUUGGUGGAUUCUGCUAGCCAAAGUGUAGUCUCAAUUGCAGGGUUAACGAAGUGGACUAAUGGUUUUCGGAAAGCAGUACUUGACUUAAUUCGAGCAGGGAAGAUACCUCAAUCAAGCAAUUCCACAGUCUUCUCUCCAUUGAUUUUUGUGACUCAAGCAAAUGACCUCGAGGCCUUGAAGAAACUCAUUGAGAAAGCAGACACUGACCUUGAUGAACGAGAUGUGGAUGGAUAUUCUGCUGCAAUUGUAGCUGUAACGUGUGGCAAUGUAGAAGCUUUCAAAUUGCUUCUCUAUGCCGGUGCAGAUGUAAAGUUGAGAAACAGCAAUGGUGAGACAGCGAUCAGCCUGUCACACUCAAACCCAAACAGUGAAGCAUUUGAUAGAAUAAUGCUCGAGUACACACUCCAAGAAGGCAAUAGAUUAUCGGGAUUUCAUGCACUGCAUCGAGCGGCGCUCCGUGGAGACUUGAACUCACUUCACAUCUUAAUAAAGAGAGGGUAUGAUGUUAAUGCCUUUGACGGUGAUGGAUACACCCCACUCAUGUUGGCAGCAAGUGGAGGCCACGGCGGAGCAUGUCAAGUCCUAAUUUCUUGUGGCGCAAGGUGUGACUUGGAGAACGGAAGGCAUGAGACAGCACUGUUGUUGGCCAGGAAAAAUGGCGAAGGCAAUGUAACGGAGCAGGUAAUUCUAGACGAACUUGCUCGAAAACUCGUUGUCAGUGGAGGUCGGGUAAACAAGCACACGAGGGGGGGAAAGGGGAAACCCCAUGUAAAAAUGUUGAGCAUGGUGUGGGCUGCUGGGGUACUACGGUGGGGGAAGUCCAGAAAGAGGAAUGUGAUAUGUAGGGCGGUGGAGGUCGGGCCUAGUAUGAGGCUCCGGUGGAAUAGGCGGAGGAAGUUUGAUGUGGAAGAACCCGGAAUCUUCCAUGUUGUGACUACGAAGAACAAGGAGGUGCAUUUUGUAUGUCAGGGUGGGGCGGAGAUGGCUCAGCUUUGGGUGAGAGGGAUCAAACUUGUAACAAUGGAAACCGUUUUGGGAUGAAAAAGACUUAAAUUGGAAUUUUUUUUUUUUUUUUUACUUUUUUGUUUUAUAUUUCCUAGGGAUUUACCAAAAAAUUUUCUAAGGGACAUGUAGUCUUACUUCAUGCAUUGUAAUUUUGUAAAGUAUUUAAGUUUAGAAAAACAUCUUGCAAGGGAGCUGGUGGUAGGAAUGGCAACGAGCCGAAUCUGUGUAUUAGGAAGCUUAUGCUCUUCUCGUUUAAAAUGCUAAAAAUGCUAAACUCAGGUUUGGCAUAAAUAGGAACAUUCAAG